GCUGAUGUCAAUGUCAAUGAGCUCCCGCCUAAUUUAACGGUUUGACCGGUAGAUCUGAAGAAUCUACUAAACAUUUUUUGUUGCUAAAUACAUUUUACAAACUAAAUAAAAUGUCUGGACGUGGAAAAGGAGGAAAGAAUAAAGCAGAUAAAUAUAAAUCCCGUUCAAAUCGUGCAGGACUCCAAUUUCCUGUAGGAAGAAUACAUAGAUUCUUACGUAGAGGAAACUAUGCUCAUCGUAUUGGGUCAGGAGCUCCAGUGUAUCUUUCAGCCGUAUUGGAAUAUCUAGCAGCCGAAGUGUUGGAGUUAGCAGGUAAUGCCGCUAGAGACAAUAAGAAAACCAGAAUUAUACCAAGGCAUCUUCAGCUAGCCAUAAGAAAUGACGAGGAGUUGAAUAAACUUCUAUCUGGUGUUACAAUAGCCCAGGGUGGUGUAUUGCCAAAUAUACAAGCUGUUCUACUGCCCAAGAAGUCUGGAACUGGAACUGCAGCUUCGGGAGGAAAGUCAACAAAGAGCCAAUCUCAGGAUUAUUGAUAAUUUUUUAAGUAAGAAUGUUUUUUACCUAAUUGUAAGCUCUAGAAGUCUGAUGUAUUUGUUUGUAAUAAUAUUUGGUAGUCACUUGUACAAUAUUCGAUUCAUGAAUGUUUGUUUAGUCUAAUAAAGUUUUUACUUAUA
Messenger RNA from Diabrotica virgifera virgifera (western corn rootworm), 674 nucleotides. Its product is annotated as late histone H2A.2.2. Gene Ontology annotation, molecular function: protein heterodimerization activity; DNA binding; structural constituent of chromatin. The record is from RefSeq and is a predicted model, not a curated record. Bases 111 to 533 code for a protein of 140 amino acids. Lineage: Eukaryota; Metazoa; Arthropoda; Insecta; Coleoptera; Chrysomelidae. The transcript has a single exon. Gene Ontology annotation, cellular component: nucleosome.